Epinephelus moara (kelp grouper) is the source of this 5794-nucleotide messenger RNA. RefSeq names its product zinc finger DHHC-type palmitoyltransferase 5b (gene zdhhc5b). Gene Ontology annotation, biological process: protein palmitoylation. The transcript is spliced from 12 exons. The record is from RefSeq and is a predicted model, not a curated record. Gene Ontology annotation, molecular function: palmitoyltransferase activity. Lineage: Eukaryota; Metazoa; Chordata; Actinopteri; Perciformes; Serranidae. The coding region runs from base 1483 to 3669 and encodes 728 amino acids.
GCUCGGCCUCUGAUUGGCUGCUCACUCCACCUGAGAGUCGACGGACUAGUUCCGGGAUUCCGAUGUCGGCCUAGCAAGCGAGCUAACUAGUUUGCUAGCGGCUAACUCAAGGAGGACCGUAACGACCCACACCCUACAGGCAAGACAGCUCGCAUGCUCGGUAUCAGGGGCGUCCAGCAGCUGAUGCACAGAGCCAGUGGGUGAAAGACGACGGGGGAAAAAGUGAAAAAGGACUAAAAUGCAUCAGACUACGUAACACCACCAAUGCACAUGGCUUUGUUUAAGAGAUGCAGAAUGGGAAAGGAGGUCUAUCUGCAGAGAAUUUGGAGGCGGGAGAGGUCUCUACACGCAGACCCGGCCAAGUGCGGUGACACCUCGAUGACAUACACAGGGCUUCUUUUUGGAAUGAGUUGAUUUUAUCCCCAUACUUACGCAAAGACUGAAGGCGGGGGUCUCACAAGAACCAGGGGACUCUGCUUGGCUAUUUGAGCUAUUUUACCUGUACAGGCAAGGCUAGACAUCAUUUUUUUAAAAACAUUUUUUAGCAGCUUUUUGAAAAUAAAUUCCAGCUGGACCUUUGUUUGACAUUGAGCAGCUUCCUGCAACUGGCUUAAAAGUGAAUUUGUUUGUUUAGUUGUUUUCCCCCUGCUGACUUAGUUUGAAACGCUGGAACUGUCCCUCCUGCCGCCAUCCUCAGUUUCUUCCACCCACCCAGUGCCUAAAUAAGCCCUCUCGGGACAAUCACAGAAGUCAUCAGCAGCUGCUGCGCUCAAUCCUCUGCCUGUUCUCCUCUAUGUGCUUCUGCUCUCGGCCUGCUGGCUAUCCACCCACUACCUCUUUUAAUUUUCUGGUCUUUUUCUUUUUAUAUUCAUUUUCUCUGAGAGGCAUAAACAGUACUCAAGCACAGUGACGAGCAUUAAUGUAAACACUGAGCGUCAGGAAUGGAGAGAAACCUCGGUUGAGUUUUAGUCGUGAGCGCUUUUGUGUUCAUGCACAGUGUUAACGGUUGCACUGGUGCCAGGGAGCAGUAAGAUUAGAUUUAUUUAUAUUGUUGCACCAAAUACAGUUACAUUAAAGCCAUACAAAAAUAUUUAUGAAUUACCUACACAUAUUUUUGUAUCACAUUGCUCUUGUGUAGUUUUGCUUUUCUAAGCUUCUAUCGAGAUUAUGCACACAGAUUAAAUAUUUACAGCAAGCUGUACACAUGCAAGUAAAGCUGUAUAUUGCUAUAUAAAGAAUAUCCUGUUUUUGAGUGAAUAUAUUAGUGCCAGGGGACAUUUAGUGUCGGGACACGCAGAAUCCUUCAUGUUUUCAUUCAGUUGCUGCUUUGCAUAGUGUGUUCUUUUCCAGUCUGUAGUCAUGGCCCCUCCUCCCAAACAAACCCCAUAUUCACCAUUUUGACCUGUAGAGCACACUUUACAGUAGGUAGACGGUAGAUAUCUACCUCUCUCUGUGUCUUCCUCCCCUCUCUCUCUGUCUCUGAUGCCGGGCUUCAGUGGUGGGGGGGUUGGGGGAGGAGUAGGUGUCCCUGCUUCUGCUCCUCCCCGUCCGUUUCGACCCAGCCGAUAUGUCCCGGUGUCUGCAGCCACCACUUUCCUUGUCGGAGCCACCACCCUCUUCUUCUGCUUCACGUGCCCGUGGUUGUCAGAGUAUUUGUCCUCUGUCAUUCCCAUCUACAUUGCCGUGAUCUUCCUCUUCACCCUCGCCAACUUCUGUAUGGCCACUUUCAUGGACCCCGGAGUCUUCCCCAGAGCGGAGGAGGAUGAGGACAAAGAGGAUGAUUUCCGUGCUCCGCUCUAUAAGACAGUGGAGAUCAAAGGGAUCCAGGUGCGCAUGAAGUGGUGCUCGACCUGCCGCUUCUACCGCCCGCCACGCUGCUCACACUGUUCAGUCUGCGACAACUGUGUGGAGGAUUUUGACCACCACUGUCCUUGGGUGAACAACUGUAUUGGUCGGAGGAAUUAUCGCUAUUUCUUCCUCUUCCUGCUGUCACUUACCACCCACAUCAUGAACGUAUUUGGCUUUGGCUUGGUUUAUGUUCUACACCACCGCCAGCAGCUGGACACGCCCCAUUCUGCUGUUACUAUGGCUGUAAUGUGUGUGGCUGGUCUGUUUUUUGUCCCAGUUGCUGGCCUGACUGGGUUCCACAUAGUGUUGGUUGCCCGCGGUAGAACCACAAAUGAACAGGUGACAGGAAAGUUUCGGGGAGGUGUUAACCCUUUCACCAACGGCUGCAUAAGGAAUAUUUCCCAUGUGCUGUGCAGCUCCCAGGCCCCCAGAUACAUGGGCCGGUGGCGGAGCCCUCAGGCAGUGGAUGUACAGCCACCAUUUCUCAGACCGCCUCUCACUGAGGCCCAGCUAGAAGCCAAGGUCCUGGACAACGGCAUCCAGAAUGACCGACACAGCACCAGGUCCAAGAGCAGUCUAGAUCAGAUGGAGAGCCAGUCAGCUGAUGCAGAGCCUCCACCUCCUCCAAAGCCGGAGCUUCGUUACCCUGGCCUGCCCCGUGCUGACACAGAGGAGAGCAGCCUGUUGACUGAAGCUCCACCUACACCAUCAAUGUACAAGUACAGACCAGCCUACAACAGCCCAGGAAGGAACCACACUGCCCUCACACACCCCAACAAGAUGAUCCGUGGGGAGAGUCUUGACUCUCCAUCUCCCUCCAUCCUCCAGUCCAGCCGUCAGCCUAGCUACCGCUCGGAGCCGAGCAGCCUGGACGGGACCACAGUAGUGGGGGGAGGUGUAGGGGCGCGCAGAGGGGGAGGGGAGAGGGGUGAGGGCCCCGGAGGCCCUGGCGGGACUGCUGGGAUGAUGACAGGGGGCAUGUCAGGUUACUCUCUGACUGGGCGCUCCUACACCUCCUACCCAUCCUCUCUGGUUCUGUCCACUGGCGGCUCUCGCUCCUCCAGUCUGCGCUCAGCGCACACGGCACAUAACCCGCUGGCCACGCUCCAAUCAGAGGGCACCACAGACACCAGCUACAAAAGCCUGGCCAAUCAAACGCCUCGGAAUGGCAGCCUGUCCUAUGACAGCCUUCUGACACCAUCCGAGAGCCCAGAGUUCGAGUCAGCUGCUCAUGAGCUGUCACCGCAGAAGCCUCGUGCUCCGUUUCCCCCAGCAACUGUAACAGGCCAGCAUGAGGUGGUGUCACCCAGUAGCCCGCUGCAGGGCUACACGUCGCCCUUCCUCUCAGCUCAGAUCGCCCAGCAGAGGGAGGGGCAGCUGCUCCAGGGCUCUGCCACUUUCUCCUCCCCCCACAGGGCCUACCUUCGUGCCGUCAGCCCACCCCCUCCUUCCUCCUCUGGGCCUCCUGAGAUCCAGCACCUGCUGCAGCAUAACCAGGACUCCUCUUCCCGAGCCCCUCGUAACCUCUCCUCCUCAUCCUCUUCCCCCGGGGCUCGCUCACUAGAGCCCCCUGUCUCCCCGCCACCUCGCGGCCUCUCCCUCGGCAAGUCCCAGUCUUACAUUGGGGAGGCAGGGCCUCAGUACAAGCCUCGGCCCGCAGGAGGAGGCACUGUGCUGGGAGGGGGAGGAGCUGGAGGAGGGCAACAGGCUCCACAAUCCACCUCUCGCCCAGUCUUGGCCAAUCACACCAUAUCCAAACCAGGGGGCGGAGUGAAGAAGGUGACAGGCGUCGGAGGGACCACUUACGAGAUAUCGGUUUGAGUGACGGACAUCCUUCACGGUCUAUCACAAGGAAGGGGGAAAAAGUCAUCGGACUACUUCCUCUCCUCACCUGAGCUGGACAUUAUUCACGCCUGCAGGCUCCUGAAAAAUGACUGUUUUCCACUGCAAAGGACUAAAGGAGCAGGCCUGUCUGGUACUCACUUUGUUAUGUUUGUAACACCACUGGCCACUCUCCUCUGCUCGCCUUUCAAAGUUGAACAAAGAGUAAAAGGGGACACUGGUUCAUUUUUUUUCACAGGAUCAAGUUGUCUCCAUUUCGCCACUUUGUGAGCCAUAGACUGAUGUGACUGUAUCAUCGCGGCUGGGUACAGAUAUGUCUAUAGAACACGCAUAGCUAUUCAAUGAUUUGCUGUUUUAUUUGGUACAUUAGCACACAGAGUAUUGACCACCGUGUCCGACACUUAAGGAGAGGAUGGCCUUUAUCCAGUGGAAUUUUAAGAGGGAGGAUUUUGGACUGUUGACCAAUAGAAACGUCUUCUCCACUGUCUGAACGGACCACACAACCUGUUUAUCGAUGAGUCAUGGAGAGUCCAACCUAUAAACACAGUAUCAUUUUAGUUUUAUAAAUCUUCUUUUUUUUAAAAAAUAUUGUUUUAUAUAAAUGUAUAAAAUCUUACAGAUUAUUAUUAUUGGGUCAACUUGUCAGGUAUUGGAGAUGAUUAUGGAUGAGGUUGGAAGAUGAACUGUGUGUAAUAUUAUUCAUGAAAGCGAUUUCAAAUCAGUUGCCUGUUUGUAUUUAAUGGCUGCAUCAGCCACUCAUGAGCUCUUGCUGGAAUUUUCAUCGUCCAAAGAGAAAGACGAUCGUUUGGUGGAAAGCUGAAGUGGCAAAUAAUUGAGCUUAAUUUUUUCUUUUUUCUUUUUUUUUUUUGGAAAGCCACAAAGAAAUUCUGAAUCACGAUUGCAGCACAAGUAUCUUUGUGGAAUGUACGCUUGUAAUGUUUAUGCUAGAGACAUUAUGCAAAAUCUGUUAGUAGCUUUAAGAUCAUCCUAUGUCUUUUUGGUGUUUAUUUUUCUUUUCUUUUCUUUUUUUCUGUAAUGUUUUUGUCUGUCAAUCAAUCAAAAUGCUAGCAGGACCUUAAACCUUUAACAGACGGCCAGCCAAAUAGGGGCAGCGAGGGAAGGGCUUAUUUAUUUCACCAGACAAGACAACCUUGUAGUUUUGGGCACCAUUUUAAACCAGUCUCCACCAGUUUGAUUUCUUUCUUUUUUUUGAGAAAAGAUGAGAAAGUAUGAAUAUUUUUUAUGAAAAAAAAAAAACUUUAUAAAUGAAAUUGUAAAUGUGAUAUGCCACUGAAUAGAAUUUCAAGCGGGGACUGGUUUGUAUUGGAGACUGUGUUGAUUUUUUUGCCUUGAGACCAUUCAUAGUAAAGCAUGCACAUUUUUAUUUUUUCUAUUGGUUAACAUUUUUUACACUUUACUGAGGAAAAAAAAAUGUGAGGCAGAUUAGAUUUUUUUGAUUGACUUGCUUGUUUUUUCAAAACUUCUGUAAAAGGUACAGUUAUUUUUUUUACUCACAGCCAUGUUAAGAAAAAAAUAAUUAGACGAAGGGAUGUGUGUAUGGGUGUUUGACGAUCGGGCAUUACGGUUAAGGUUUUAUUUAUUUUAAUUUUUUUCUGUCGAGAACUACAGCGGUGUUAGCAGUAGAAUGUCAAAGCUGGCUGAAUGUAGCACGUCUUUGGGGGAGAAGUACACGCUUGAAGCACACAAGUAUCAUCGUUCAACCCAAGAGACCGUGUUACGAAUUUUCAACCCUCCCAGGCUAUGUCUUCGGUGUGCAUGUGACUUUUGUUUGUCGUGCUGAAUGCUUCACUGGCGUGCGUACUUGUGAGAAUAUUGUCAAAAGCCCACCUGGUUGAUGUGUGGGUGGCAACAAGAAAAGAAGCAUCACUAAUGGCACGGGCAGCCGUCGUACAGAGAUAAAGAGAACCUGUGUUACUUUUCUUCCUUUCUGGCCAAGGAUGAUGGCCGCUGAACAAUUUGAAACUAUGUGAGUACAGUGAGUAUACUUCUAUGUGAGAUAAAAUAUCGCUAUUGUGGGCUGUGAUGAAUGGAACGAGUUUCACAAAUAUCUGUAACAAGUACAUUAAAAACAUUUCCAAAAUGG